Symbiodinium pilosum is the source of this 312-nucleotide messenger RNA. The record is from the annotation of a GenBank genome assembly. Lineage: Eukaryota; Dinophyceae; Suessiales; Symbiodiniaceae.
AUGCAGAGAGUGUGGACAAGGGCCAAACAGUCAGCCUGGGAGUGCCAGGUUGAGAGAAAUGAGCUUGAGGAGAAGUUUGAGAAGUUUGGCAGAGUGGUUGAUAUUUGGGUAGCAAGGCAGCCCCCGGGGUUUGCAUUUGUGACCAUGGACGACGAGAACGAAGCCAACGAAGCCGUAAAAGAGCUGGAUGGCUCCAAAGUGGCCGGAGAGCGCAUUCGGGUGGAGGUGUCGAAGGGUGGUGAGCCUCGGCGCGGCCCGCCCCCGCGUCGCGGUGGAUCAAGGAGCAUGCGUUUUUGCAUCAAACACGAAUGA